Acanthoscelides obtectus is the source of this 2394-nucleotide messenger RNA. NCBI's taxonomy places the organism in Eukaryota, Metazoa, Arthropoda, Insecta, Coleoptera, Chrysomelidae. The record is from the annotation of a GenBank genome assembly.
AUGGACGACGACCAUGAAACGCAGAAUUCUGAGACACAUGAACUUCAGUCCGUAAUUCGUCCCGACCAGCCACAACACAUUCAGUUAUAUCUGAACCACUUACACCUCGGCCAAUAUCACAAGCAUCAAAAAGGCGUAACGACAAAUAAACGCUUUACAACGCCUUCAGAUGUUGACGACAAGUCUACGCUCAUUGGAAAAGCAUGGGCCUGCAAGUUAAAGGAACUUUCUCAAGAACAAGCAGUUGACGCAGAGAAACUAAUAAAUGAUAUUUUCUAUGAGGCGCAACUCGGAACUCUAAAUCGUUAUUGUACCUUGCAUAUACAACAUCCAUUAUACAAUCAGCAAAUACAACCGUGUUUACAACCAGGGUCAUCAUAUAAUCAUCAAAUCACGCCAUCUUUGCCGACGCCUCCUUUACAAACAGGACCAUCCUCUCAGCACCAGAUACAAUCAAGUUCACAAACAGGAUCGUAUUAUCAACAUACGCAACCAACACACACUCAACAACCUGCACAAGCUGACAUUCCAUCAAAAUUGUCGAAUUCCACUACAAAACAUCAAAACGUACCUACAGGUGUUUUUGACAUGGCUUCUACUUCAUCUGGCAAAAAGCGCACUUAUAAAGAAGCAUUUCUACAAUGGGGUUUCACAAGCAUCGUAGACAAAAAUAUAGAAAAGCCUCAGUGUGUUUUAUGUAAUAAAGUGCUUAAUCCAGAAAGCAUGAAACCGAGCAAAUUAAAAGAACAUUUUGCUAAAGUUCACAAGGAGUUCGCAGAUAAAAAUAUAGAUUUUUUUAAGAAAAAGGAGAGGAUUCUGAAGUCUUCCCGCAUGGAUUCAACAGGCAAUAUACAGAAAGCAAAUGAAUCAUGCCUUCAAGCUUCAUACAAAAUUGCUUAUCGCAUCGCACGUAAUAAAAAACCACACACUAUAGGAGAGGACCUCAUCAAACCUUGCUUGUUAGAUGCAGUAGCACUUGUUAUUGGUGAGCAACAUGUAGCUAAGAUUAAACAAAUCUCACUCUCAAACACUACUAUUCAAAGUCGCAUAUGUGAAAUGAGUGCCGAUAUUCUAGCAACCGUUAUUUCUGAAAUAAAGGAAAGUCAUAUGUUUGCGCUGCAGUUGGACGAGUCCACAGAUGUUGCUUCGUGUUCACAAUUAUUGGUGUUUACACGAUACAUUAAAGAUGAUGAUGUAAAGGAGGAAUAUUUGUUCUGCAAGUCUUUGCCCACUACUACUCGCGGCGAAGACGUAUUUCAAACGCUAAAAGAGUUUAUUGAGGAAAAUGGCCUAGACUGGUUAAAGCUGAUUGGUACUUGUACAGACGGGGCGCCUUCCAUGAUGGGCAUCCGCUCUGGUUUUCAGGCACUCGUGAAGCAAGUUGCUCCUCAAGUUUUCGGCUAUCAUUGCUUGAUACACCGUUACGCUUUGGCUGUGAAAACGCUUCCAUCAGAUUUGCUAAACACGUUGAGUGACAUAGUAAAAAUUGUUAAUCAUAUUCGAGGCAGCGCUACUAACUCAAGAUUAUUCAAAGUUUUGUGCGAUGAAGUUGGUGCUACAUUUAAUGCUCUUUUGUACCAUACAGAGGUACGUUGGUUAUCAAGAGGCAAAGUUCUAAGUAGGGUUUACGAAUUACGAGAAGAAAUUGGAUUGUUUUUUGAAAAUCAGAGAACACAAAAAGAAAAAGAAUAUUAUGCAAAAAUUAAAGACCAAACAUUUAUUCUAAAAAUGGCGUACCUUGCUGAUUUUUUCACUGAAAUUAAUAGUCUGAAUAUUUCACUGCAAGGAAAUGAAACGAAUAUUUUGACGUUGCAGGAUAAAAUCGCAAGUUUUUUGCGCAAAUUGGAACUUUACCAACGCAGAGUUCAAGCUGGUGAUGUGUCAAUGUUUACACAACUAAGUGAGCAAUUAGUAAAUAAUAAACAAGAGAAAAUCUCGUUUGAAAAUUCCGUGGUUCAACAUUUAACUGCCGUGAUAGACUCACUGCAGCAAUAUUUUCCGAACAUGGACAGUCGUGAGUCCUACUCCUGGAUUUUAAGACCAUUUUCUACUUGCGUCGAUAUUUUCAAGGACGAAGAUGUGUCAGCGAAAGUAGAGUUUCUCGGGCUGCGUGAGAAUAACUCAUUGAAAGUUGAUUUUCAAAAUGAUAAACUAAGCACAUUUUGGCGAAAAGCAGCUGCAGAAUAUCCCAUUAUAGCUGACAGAGCUUUAAAAAUGUUGAUUCCAUUUGCUACAACUUACAGAUGUGAAACUGGUUUCUCAACUCUUGUUACAUUAAAAACAAAAGCCAGAAACCGUCUGAAUGUUGAGCAUGACAUGAGAUGCGCGUUGAGUGAAACCGAACCUAAUAUUGUCAAACUUGCGAAUGCAAAGCAAUUUCAACCUUCACACUAG